Emericellopsis atlantica is the source of this 615-nucleotide messenger RNA. Its product is annotated as nitroreductase family protein. Bases 1 to 615 code for a protein of 204 amino acids. The record is from RefSeq and is a predicted model, not a curated record. NCBI's taxonomy places the organism in Eukaryota, Fungi, Ascomycota, Sordariomycetes, Hypocreales, Bionectriaceae. The transcript has a single exon. Gene Ontology annotation, biological process: cellular response to oxidative stress.
AUGUCCAAGGUCUCCGCCGACGCCCUCAUCCAGCUCGCCAAGCAGCGACGCACCAUCUACCCUCUCACCAAGAACCUGCCCAUCUCCACCGCCCGCGUCCAGGAGAUUGUCAACGAGCUGACCCUGCACACCCCCUCCUCCUUCAACUCCCAGUCCAACCGCGUCGUCGUCCUCUUUGGCGCCGAGCACGAGAAGCUCUGGGACUUUGCCACCCAGCGCCUCAAGGCCAUCGUCCCCGAGGAGAACUGGAAGCCCACCGGCGACAAGAUGGCCAUGUUCCGCGCCGCCGCCGGCACCGUCCUCUUCUUCAGCGACAACACCACCGUCAACGAGUACAAGGGCAAGUUCCCGGCCUUCUCCGACAAGUUCCCCAUCUGGGCCUCCCAGAGCCUCGCCAUGCAGCAGUACCUCACCUGGACCGCCCUCGAGCUCGAGGGUGCCGGUGCGAACCUGCAGCACUACAACCCCCUCAUCGACGGCGACGUCCAGAACGAGUGGAACGUCCCCGCCGACUGGAUCCUCGACGCCCAGCUCGUCUUUGGCGGCAAGGGUGGUGAGGCCGGCGAGAAGGCCUUCAAGCCUGUUGAGGAGCGCGUCAAGGUCUUUGGCGCUUAG